Molecule: messenger RNA, 450 nt
Organism: Aspergillus clavatus NRRL 1
Lineage: Eukaryota; Fungi; Ascomycota; Eurotiomycetes; Eurotiales; Aspergillaceae
Product: GFA family protein
Exons: 1
Coding region: 1-450 (149 amino acids)
Molecular function (GO): carbon-sulfur lyase activity
Source: RefSeq, a predicted model, not a curated record
AUGGCUUCACUUACAGGAAGCUGUGCCUGCCACCACAUCACCUACACCACCACCCAACCUCCCCAAGACACCGUCAACUGCCACUGCACCACCUGCCGCAAGUUAUCCGGAGGCCCCUUUCAGAGCUGGACGAGCUUCCCCCUGGCUGCCAUCGUCUGGAACACGGAGCCCACCUUCCGGCGCUCCAGCGACGUCGCGAGCCGCGGCUUCUGCCCCAAAUGCGGCGCUAGCAUGGCUAUGAAAUAUGACUACGAGUCGGGACACCUGAGCGUCACAACGGGGACCAUCGACGAGACGCUUCGGUCCGAGAUCCCCAAGCCGAGUCGCCAUCUGUUUGUGCGCGAGAAGGCGGCGUGGUUCGAUCUGCCCGACGAUGAAGCCGAACGAGUAGAUGGAUUCACGCCGGAGAUGAUCGAGGGAUUGAAUAGUUUGCAGCGGAAAUCGAAUUGA